This is a messenger RNA of Hemiscyllium ocellatum (epaulette shark), 4731 nucleotides long. RefSeq lists its product as uncharacterized. The transcript has 4 exons. Lineage: Eukaryota; Metazoa; Chordata; Chondrichthyes; Orectolobiformes; Hemiscylliidae. The record is from RefSeq and is a predicted model, not a curated record. Gene Ontology annotation, molecular function: RNA binding. Bases 229 to 1635 code for a protein of 468 amino acids.
CUGACACUUUAAAAAAAUUCCGUCUGUGCUGGGAUAUUUUUAGUGACUGGGACAAAUCCGACACUAACAGAGGCAGCUGAGAGGGGAGGUGGGUCUAAACAGCAGGGGCUAUUGGAGAGAGCAGGCAGCUGAAAUAUUCUCCUCAACUUGAUUUCACUUUCAUUUUCCCCGGCUGGAGACGCAGUUCAGAAAGGGAGGACUCGCUCACCAAUUCAGGGAGACUUCAGCAUGAAACGACGUCAAGUGAAGCCCAUUGCCCCGGAGAGGCUCGGGAACCCAGAAACAAUGCCGCAACACCCAAAGAAAAUUCAAGUCCUGAAUGUUCCUGAAAAUGUUUCUGUGCAACGUCUGCUGGAUAAACUGACCAUCUAUUUCCAGAAGUCGAGCAAUGGAGGGGGUGAAGUAUUGGACGUGGAAUAUCAAACUGGUGUUAAAGGCUGUGCUUAUGUCAUUUUUGAGAAGGAGGAAGAUGCAAACAACGUCCUUAAAAGAGAACACGUAUUUACAUUUGACAAUAAGAAAUACAAACUGGAAGUACGGGAAGUUGAAAAAGAACCGUGCGAUGCUGAUGAUGAACAGGUAAUGCUGUUUGUGACAACAAAACUGGACACAAGCUGCUUUUCAGAAAGGAAGGCUCGUCAAUUAAUCUUUAGGCAUGAUUUUCAAGUUAUACGUUCCCAAGGCUGCAUUGUGGAGAUCAAAGGUUCUUUCCCUUCUUUAGUAAAACUUCGGACAGAUCUUAGGGACUUGAUUUUGCCUCAGCCAGCACAUGUAGUCUCCAGCCAAAGUCACUCAGCCAACAAAAAGAGGUGUGAAAGAAAUGAGGAAUUUUUACAAUCUGGAGCUUUCAGAAAAUACAGGCAACCAAGUUCCCCUGAUAGUGGCUCUGAUUCAUCAGCAUCCAGUGAAGAAGAUUAUAGUACCAGCCAGUAUGCCUCAAAUGUCCACUCAAGAUCCUCUGAGCCAGAAUUUUCUUUGAAUAAAAGCAAUAAUUCCCCAAUGCCUUUGGUUGCUUCUCCAUCUUCUCUGUCAGUUGCCAGUUCCAAUAACAAAGAAGGCACUGCUUCAUAUAUCAAGAGGAGCACUCAUGACCCUCAAGAAGCAACGAAGUAUAUGAGUACUUCUGCUGUGGAAAACGAUUCCAUUUCUAAAAUGGAUGCUAGUAGCCUGAAUUCAUUUUCAUCUCAGUCUUCAAACAGUUCUUUUGCCCCUCAUAUAAGCUUUAUGGUUGAUAAAUGGACCUUCAAAUACCUGCAGGCUUUUAACAGCAAUUGCCUUCAACAGUUUCUUACAAAAUAUUCCGCAGACAUUAAAGCAUCUUGUUUUGAUGAGCUGUGUGAAAUAUCCUUAUACCCAAAAAGGCCAGCACACAAUUCCCAAAGAAAUCUAUCUGAAGCCAAGUCAGUAAUUUGUACACAAAUUCAGGAAAUACAACAGCAGCUAAGGAUCUAUCAUAUAGAUUUAACUUCAAGGAAUUCCGACAAGGAGGCGAUCCUGCAAAGGUGCAAGAGACUUCGUUCCAUUUCAGUGAAUGUCCUGGUGAAAAUAAGUGAUCACAAUGUAACUGUGGUGGGACCAUCAGCUGAGAGUCAUGACAUGAAGCAAUAUAUUUUGGGGAAUGGUUCUUUGGUCUAAACUGGGCCAUGACACUGAGGUAAUUGAACAGGUCUGAAGGACACAUUAAUAGCAAAUCUUUAUGUUCUCUAACUUGCAAGGAAAUACAUUGGAUGACUCAAAUGCCAAUCUCUCAUCAAUCAAAACUACCAAUCCAAACUCAGGCCACAAACCAGUGAUCAAACUAAGAUCCUUUCAAGAAAAGCCAGUCCAGGUUAUACCUGUCAAAAGCAAUGUUCUUCACCAGAGAGCAGAAAGACAAAGUCUCCAAGUGACAUUGAUGCACAAGAUUCAUUAAAACAAUUGGAUAUCUCAAGGCUCAAAGACCAAAGAAUUCAGAAUCCCCAGCAGCCUGUCAAAAGCUGACUUCAAAUUGUGGAUCUCAUUUUUAUAGAGGUAACAACAGAGGAAAAACAGGAUUAAAUAUCUACCAUCCCACAAGAUUAAAUAUCUAUCAUCCCACAGGAAUAAAUCUCUACCAUCCCACAUGUUUAUUCUUGGUGCUUCAUUUCCCCUCAACAAAGGAAUUUCAAAUUGGGAUACAGAAGCAGAAAAUGAAAAUUUGAUGCGUCCAUUAUUUUCUCUUAAGGGAGGGAUCUGUGUUCCUUUGUAGAUUACAGUAGUGUCUACACCUUUAUAAGUACUUUACUGUUGUAAAGUAUUUUGGAUCUCCUGACAUUGUCAAACAUGAUAUAUAAAUGCAAGGUUUAUCUAAAAUAAUGUUUACUUUUGCUAACCCUACAAAAUGCACCAGGCUCAGUACUAUUGGGUGGAACCCUCAAAAUAAUGGUUAAUGGAUGUUGAAGGCUAUAUUUUCCCCAACUCCCAAUCAUUACAAUAUUAAUUAUCACUUUUAAAAACUCCUGAGUCAGUUUGAAGAGGCAGUGGUGUGGUUGUAAUGUUACUGGGCUGGUAAUUCAGAGCCCCUGGUUAAUACUCCGGGGAUAUGGGUUUGAAUCCCACCAGAGCAAAUAAUGAAAUUUGAAUGAAUUUCUUAAAAUGCCUGGAAUUAAAAGCUAGUCUAAUGAUUACCAUGGAAACGUGGUUGAUUGUCCCUUUAUAGAGAAUGAAUUCUGCCAUCCUUGCCAUAAAUCUGACUCCAGACCAACAGUAAUGUGUUGGACUCUUAACUGCUCUCUGAUCAGAGUGGCUUGCUUGGGCUAUUUUCAGUGACCAAUGCUUGCUCAACUAAUUCCCAUAAAGAAAUAAAAAAAGACUCACUUGCUUCAAAUCGUCUAUCCUGGUUGAUGAGCCUGGUUGAAAAAUUACUUUAAAAUAUCUGUCCUGCAGCUGCCUUUAAUCGGUUUGUUUCCUAUGGCCCUUUAUCCUGCAGCAAUGACUCGAUUGGGGUGCUACAGGACAAAGUGCAAUGAUUAAGUUAAUUAACAAAUAGUAUAAAAAGCACAAGUUCAAGUCCCACUAUAGUAGCUUUAGCAAAUGUUAAAAAAUAAGUGUUUUUGGGCUUUGAUUUUCAUAGAUUGACCAUGGCACAGCUAUAUUAUCAUAAAAACCUAACUGUAAGAAUUAAUUCACUGAAGACCUGAAAUGACGGAAACCAGCGGAUCCAUCUGGCCUUGCCGAAAGGUGCUGUGAAGAAAUGAGUCAGGUGUCUUAGGCCAGAAGAUCCAGGUUCAAGCCACCCUCAACCCCUAACAUGAUUGUGUGUCAUAACAUUAGAUUAGAUUCCCUACAGUGUGGGAACAGCCCUACAGCCCAACAAGUCCACACUACCUAGACCCAUUUGCCUCUGACUAAUGCGCCUAGCAUUAUGGGUGAUUUAACACGGGCAAUUCACCUGACCUGCACAUCUUUGGACUGUGGCAGAAAACCAGACCCUGGAAGGAACCCACGCAAACACGGGGAUAAUGUGGAAACUCCACACAGUCAGUUGCCUGAGGUUGGAAUCGAACCUGGAAUCCUAGUGCUGUGAGGCAGCAAUGCUAACCACUGUGCCACCCUUGUCCAAGCAGAUUGAUUUUAAAAAACAUAAAACCAAUUUGUGACUCUGCUCCCAUAGCAAUAUGUUUCACUCUAAAUUAGUAUCUGAAUCCAUUCAGUUUAAUUUGAAAUUUAUCCAAAGAGGAUAGGCAUUGCUGCCAAAACCUGCAUUUAGUACCUGUCCUAAAUUGCCCCUGAGAAAAGUAUGGCUUCAUAUUGAAUUGCUGCAGACCAUGUCUUGAAGGUACUGCCUUAGCCCUGUUCGGUUAGGAGUUCCAUAUUUCUGACCCAGCAAAGGAGUAGUGAAUAUUUGCAAAUUACAAUGAUGUGCGGUGGAGGGUAAGUUAGUGAUGUGAUGGUGUUCAUAUUUACUUGCUGCCUUCCCCUUCUUGGUUAUCAGUGGGAGGUGUCAAGCUUUGCAAGCUGCCACAGUGCAUCUUGGGAUGGUACUAAUUGAUGUCAAGAGUAAUCACUCUCGCCUCACCUUUAUAGCCCAUGUUUGGGCCAAGGCUAUAAUUAGAUCUGGAGUUGAAGUGGUCCCAACAUAACCCACUUUGGUCAUCACUGAGCAUGCUGAGUAAGUGCCCUUGAUAGCUGUCAGUGACAGUUUAAUUACUCUGCUGCUGUUUCAAAUGUAGCUGAUGGAAUGGUAAUGAGAUGAAUGAAUUUCUGUUUUUUUGUGGAUCCAACAUACUCAGGCAUUGGAAUCGACACUGCGGACAAUGUUGAAUGUUUGCUGGGACAGCCUGAUAAGAAGCAUGGCUAAUUCUGGAGCACAAGUACUCAGCAUGUCGAGUUGUACAGGGCUGAUAGCCUUAACUGUGUCCUCAGCUAUUUUUAGAUGCCAUAAAGAUGUAAAAAAAUUGGCUGAAGAUAGACGUUUUGUUGGCGGGGAAACCAAGAGGAGGACAAGAUGAAUCAUUAACUAUGUACCUCUGGCUGAAGGUGAUCGGGAGAAUUCUCUACUCCAAAAAGUUGUAGAUGCUUAGCUUUGAACGUACUCCAUAACGAAAAUAGUAGCUAUUUAGAUUCUAGGAGGAUCAAAUAUUUUGGUAGUUGGGGAAAGUAGCAAUAAGUUCCAAUGUCAGCCAUCAUCUUAUUACAAGACAAUGUAUGUUUUAAGGGUUGUAGGAGCUGUUGUACCUAUAUCCAGUCAAUAAAUGCAUUGUACAAAAUAAA